Molecule: messenger RNA, 681 nt
Organism: Cheilinus undulatus (humphead wrasse)
Lineage: Eukaryota; Metazoa; Chordata; Actinopteri; Labriformes; Labridae
Product: barrier-to-autointegration factor-like protein
Exons: 4
Coding region: 176-448 (90 amino acids)
Molecular function (GO): DNA binding
Source: RefSeq, a predicted model, not a curated record
UCCGGGUUUCAGAAUAAAGCGCCCGUACAGAGGGAGAAAAAAAGUUUAGUGGUGGGUCCUUGGAGAAGUUUUCUGGUGUGUUUCUGGGCCCAGUCUCAGCCUCUGCCCGUCUGGAGCCUCCGGAUCCCCCGCACGUGAACCAGGCGUCCACCUACAGCAGGUAGAAACCAGCAGGAUGUCGACCACAUCUCAGAAACACCGGGAUUUUGUUGGUGAGCCGAUGGGAGAGAAACCUGUGACGGCGCUGUCAGGGAUUGGAGAAGUUCUCGGGGGGAAGCUGGAUGAGCAGGGCUUUGAUAAGGCCUACGUGGUUCUGGGUCAGUUCCUGCUGCUGAAGAAGGACACGGAGAUGUUCACCGAGUGGCUCAAAGACGCCUCAGGAGCCAAUUCCAGACAGGCUGGCUCCUGUGCUCAAUGUUUAAAGGAGUGGUGUGAUGCCUUCCUCUGAGACCCCCCCUCCUUACCUGGUAUUUGUCGCACCCAUUUCUUCCACUCUUGCUCGCUUUCUGCUUCUGGAUCUACAAUCAGAGCUGGCGACUGCUGCUGUUCAGGUGUUUUCAGGUCAAUCCUCCGCCUCUUUCCUGUGGGGCUGCCGUGAUGUCAAAACGCUACAGGUGUUGGGUUGUUUAACGGGCUCAUUUCAUUGGCUAAAGUUUACACCAUUAAAGCUUUAAGUCCAAA